AUGGAGCUGCACAUGCCCGGUCAGACGGCCUCCAUACAGGUUCUCCGAUCCAGUCGUUCGAGUACCACGCUGGUUCAAACUGGACCGGCCUCGAUGCUGGUGGCGCCCGCCAUGUCUUCCUACGCACCCCUGGGAGGCGGAGAUGCGGCUGCCGGGCCCAUGGUUCGGCGGGGGCCGAGCUCCCACGGCACCGUCUCGGUCACGGUGAAGAAGUCCGUACCUGCGGGCCUGGCCUCGGGUGGAUCUUCCCCCAUCCGACGGGCCACGGCCACGCCGGGAUCCUUGGUGGCGGCGACUGGGCAGGCCCAAAGCGCCGCCGACGCUGCUUCGGGCGCACGGGUGGUGAAGCAGACGGUUGGCACCCCCGUGGCCGCCUCCUCGGGCAAGGCGCGGAUGGCGACUUCCACCACACAGGCAGCCUCGAGGCUAGCAGCUGCCUCGCAGCUUAGGGCCGUGUCCCUCGAAUAUUCUCAUGCAGACCUUACUGCAGCUACGGACAACUGGAGCACCAGUCGCCGCCUGGGCUCCGGCAAGCAUGGCUCUGUUUUCAAGGCAGAGCUGAAGGAUGGCUCUCAGGUGGCCGUGAAGGCGAUCGACUUGGCCGCGGUCGUCGGCGCUGGCGACUCUCCAGAAGACGCUGGCUUCGAUGAGGAGGUCAUCAUGCUUAGCAAGUUCCGGCACCCGAACUUGGUGACACUGCUGGGCUGGGGCAGCCACGGCAGCUCCCGAUACUUAGUCUACGAGCUUCUGUCUGGUGGGGACCUCUUCCGACGGCUCCAUAAGAGCAGAUCGCAAAGCCCGACCCCGUUUCCGUGGCACGAGCGCUUAUCUGUCUGCCUCGAUGCCGCCACGGGGCUCUCGCACAUGCACAACUCGACACCCAAGGCCUUCCACCGCGACAUCAAGUCGGCGAACAUCCUGCUGGAUCGGCAUGGAACGGCCAAGAUGGCUGACUUUGGGCUCAGUUGCUCCUCCAGCCACGCCGGCGCCGACCAUGUGGAUGUGCGCUUCGCUUCCGGCACGCCGGGUUACCGCUGUCCGCUCUACGAGAAGACGGGUCGCGUCAGCGAAGCUUCGGAGGCCUACUCCUUCUGCAUGGUGAUGCUGGAGGUUCUGCUGGGCCUGGAUCCCUCCAUGUCCAACUCCAAGGUCCCUGGUGGGCUGAGCUAUCCGAUCACCGAGACCGUGGCUCCUGCACGCCCCGGCGCUGAGGAGCGAUGUCUCCGCGCUUUGGACGCGAAGGCUGGGUGGCCGGUGGAGGUGGCACGUGAGAUCGCCGCGCUCGCCGUGCGCGGUGUUUGUGCAUACGACGAUCGGCAACGGCCACCUUUCGUAGAGAUCGUGAAAACCCUUCGGUCGCUGACCGAGCGAUUCCCGCCGAGCUUCACAAGCGCCAGCGCGCCACCGGUGGCAGAGGUGCGACAAGUGGUCGAGGUGCAAGGUGGCUCGCAGAGGGUUCGUCCGGCUAGCGCGGCGGACCAGAUGAUGCAAAAGCCGGUGACGGUGCAAGCCACGCCGGUGCUUCCGUUGCCGCCCCGGGGCAGGGAAGCCGAGGUGGCAAAGAUCGACAGCCAGCCCGCUCUUGUGAGUGACACCGACAUCUCCGAGACUACCAGUGAGCCGCCGGAGUACCCUUACUUGCUUGAGCUGACCUUGGCGACGGGGGCCUUCGUGGAACUCUCGGACGAGCAGCGCUUUCUGCCGCUGAAGCCCCGAAUCGAGGGGAGUGCGUGCAUCGCGGCGGUGGGCCGAGGGCAGCAGGCAGAGCUCUUUGAGGCCUGGCUGCCGGAUGCUCGGAUACGCACCUGCGUGUCGCGGAAUGCUUUCGAGAUCUCCUGGCUUAGGGAGACUCGGGAUCCCAUCCCGCCGUGCCUUACCGCGCUGGGAAGCGGCCCGGUGUCUGUGGAGGGCCAGGUGGUGGCGGUGAAGACACCCUACGUGCUGCAGCACGGCUCGGAGAUCGGUUUGCUCUACGGCAAGCAGCUGCUGGUCCGCUUCCGCUUCCACGACAUGUCCGUCAAGGGCAGCAUGAGCCUUCGCAGCUACAUCGCCCAGCCCUCCUCCCCGCAGAGCAGGGCGGGCGCUUCCCCGCAGAACCGGGCGCCAAUCGUUCCGGCCUCACCAGCCGUGGCGCAGCGGAAUUCCGGACCCAGCAGUGGCUACCCGCAUGCUGCGCAGUCCGGAACUCCGGUAUCGGGACAGGCCUCGGUAAGGGGUGCCAGCACCCGACGAACGCGGGACCGGAGCAAUCCGUCCUUCACAGGCUCCUUCAUCGAGGACAUGGAGUUCCGCACCAGCAUUCCAGGCGUCCCGCAGGCGCAGGCGCAGGCUGCGCCACGAAGUACCGUUGCUGCAACCAGCGGCACUAGUGCCGCCAACGCUGUCGCACCGCCUGUGGUGUGUCUGGAGCUUUGGGGAGACCAGGUGGCGAACCUGGGCAUGGAAAGGCGGAGCAUCGGACCUGUGUCCCUGGCAGGGAAGCCGCUCCUUGUAGGCUCGCGCCACCAGCCGCACAUCGCCAACGACGCGGCGCUGAAGGGCUUCACGAAUAUCGUGGACCGGGACCACUUCUGCAUUGCUUCGGAGGGUGGCGUCUUCUGGCUCCUAUGCCUUACGAGCAAGGGCCUCUGGCGCGUCCGGGAGGGAGUGGAGCCCCAACGCCUGAUUCUCGACGACCUCGCCUCCUUGCAACACGGCGACGUCGUUGUGCCGAGGCUAGGAUCCGAACUCAGCGUGGAACAGUGCUGCCGCACCCUCUCCUGGCGCUUCACAGUCCUCCUGGAGCCCAGCUAA
Molecule: messenger RNA, 2793 nt
Organism: Symbiodinium sp. CCMP2592
Lineage: Eukaryota; Dinophyceae; Suessiales; Symbiodiniaceae
Source: the annotation of a GenBank genome assembly